AUGGCGAUGAUGAGUGGUCGUGUGCUGCUGGUGUGUGCCCUCUGCGUGCUGUGGUGCGGUGCCGGCGGUAGAUGUGACGAGGAGGGGACGGCAGGUCAUGGUGUUCAACCCGGUGUUUCUGCGAGUGGUGGUUCUGGAGCCCCCGACAAUGCCAGCGGUCAAACGGCGUCUGGUGUAGCGGUAAAACCUUCCGCAGAGCAAACGCAGCUGAGGAAAGCUGAGGAUUCCGCACCCGGAUCCCCGCAAUCGCAAGCUGAUUUACAGAAUCAAUCGUCUACAAUACAGCGGACACCAUCCAGCUCCGAAAAUGCGGUUCCAUCGACACAUUCGAAACCAUCGGGAGAACAGAUGCAAGAUUUACCAGAAGAAGUUCCACCAGGGAAACCGGAGAUUUUAUCCAGUCAAGAGGAGGGGAAGAAUGAAACAAUUGCAAAUCAACAGAGUAUUGAUCCGCCAUCUCAUUCAGGUAACAACGAUGUUGUCGGCCGUAAUAGUGGGGAACGCACUGACGAUACUCCGAGCAGUACUGAAAUUAUUGAUGCCGCACCGUCAGAAGAGGUGCAGGAGCGUGAAAAAGUCACUCCUUCCUUGGAACAACCUCAGGAAACUUCCACAGCCGCACCGGCCAUUACCACUCAAACAACCUCCAUGACGCCGCCUAAAGACGGUGAAAACAGCAGCGUCAAAAUGAGUGAUGCAUCACCCCAUUCAACAGUCACCGUCACUCAAACAAAUCAUACGGCGACGAUUACACAAAACAGUGACAGCAGCACCGCGGUCUUCCACUGCACCUCCCCUCUUUUGCUUCUUCUUGUUGUUGCGUGUGCGGCUGCGGCUGCGGUGGUGGCCGCGUGA
Messenger RNA from Trypanosoma cruzi, 855 nucleotides. Its product is annotated as mucin-associated surface protein (MASP), putative. The coding region runs from base 1 to 855 and encodes 284 amino acids. The record is from RefSeq and is a predicted model, not a curated record. The transcript has a single exon. Lineage: Eukaryota; Euglenozoa; Kinetoplastea; Trypanosomatida; Trypanosomatidae.